This is a messenger RNA of Phacochoerus africanus (Common warthog), 1146 nucleotides long. RefSeq names its product olfactory receptor 5AN1-like. Gene Ontology annotation, cellular component: membrane. The record is from RefSeq and is a predicted model, not a curated record. Lineage: Eukaryota; Metazoa; Chordata; Mammalia; Artiodactyla; Suidae. The transcript is spliced from 2 exons. The coding region runs from base 1 to 1146 and encodes 381 amino acids. Gene Ontology annotation, biological process: sensory perception of smell; G protein-coupled receptor signaling pathway. Gene Ontology annotation, molecular function: odorant binding; G protein-coupled receptor activity; olfactory receptor activity.
AUGACUGGGGGAGGAAAUAUUACAAAUAUCACAGACUUUAUCCUUUUGGGAUUCUCAGAUUUUCCCCAAAUCGUAGCAGGGCUCUUUGUGGUGUUCCUGCUGAUAUAUAUUUUGACUCUGACUUGGAAUCUGUGUCUCAUUGUCCUGAUAAGGAUGGAUUCCCAUCUCCACAUGCCCAUGUACUUCUUCCUCAGUAAUCUGUCCUUUAUAGACAUCUGCUAUGUGAGCUCUACAGCCCCCAAGAUGCUCUAUGACUUCUUCCAGGCAAAGCCAACUAUCACCAUUGUGGGUUGUGCCAUUCAAUACUUUGUGUUUUCAACCAUGGGAAUGAGUGAGUCUUAUCUCAUGACAGUCAUGGCUUAUGACCGCUAUGCUGCCAUUUGUAACCCUCUCCUCUACUCAUCAGUCAUGACACCCUCUCUCUGCGGUUGGAUGAUGCUGGGGUCCUAUAUGGCUGGACUCUCUGCUUCUCUGUCCCAAGUGUGUGCCAUGCUUCAGCUCCACUUCUGUGGGCCUAAUGUCAUCCACCACUUCUUCUGUGACCUGCCGCAGCUGUUAGUGCUUUCCUGCUCUGACACAUUCUUUGUACAACUCUUGACUGCUAUAUUAACAGUGAUCUUUGGGAUAAUAAAUGCCCUGGUGAUCAUGAUGUCCUAUGUCUACAUUGUCAUCUCCAUCAUGAAGAUCACUUCCGCUAAAGGCCGGUCCAAGGCUUUCAACACCUGUGCUUCUCACUUGACAGCAGUUACCCUCUUCUACACCUCAGGUAUGUUUGUCUAUUUGAGUUCCAGCUCUGGCGGUUCCUCCAGCUUUGACAGAUUUGCCUCCGUCUUCUACACUGUGGUGAUUCCCAUGCUGAACCCUUUGAUAUACAGUCUGAGGAACAAAGACAUCAAAGAUGCCUUGAAGAGGUUGCAGAGGAAGAGAGGAUAUUAUGACCCCAACGAUGACAGACAUCCUAGGAUUGUAGCAAACUUGUCUCCCAAAUACUCUGAUGCAGCCUCACCUAGACAUGAUUGUGACCAGUGUUCGUUCUGUGUUUCUGACCAGAAUGAGGGUGAACACAGAGAGGGAGUAUGCCAUUGGACAGGAACAAGACAUACAGUUGGCCUGACUGUGCCUCCCAUGGAGAUUAGUCUGAGGUAG